Molecule: messenger RNA, 1313 nt
Organism: Ananas comosus (pineapple)
Lineage: Eukaryota; Viridiplantae; Streptophyta; Magnoliopsida; Poales; Bromeliaceae
Exons: 4
Coding region: 75-983 (302 amino acids)
Source: RefSeq, a predicted model, not a curated record
GUACUGGAGUUCAUGCAAGGGUGCUGGGCAGGGAGGGUGGCUUUGACAUAGGAGCCUCCUUACCAGGUUGCAACAUGUCUGACUUGCGGAGACGAGCAACUUUUCAACAUGAAAAUUCAAAAAGGAAAGGGAUAACUGCCUCAAAAAGAGGAACUCAGAAUAAGCGAUGGAGCAGCAUUAUUGAUGACUUUCUAAUUCCAUUCCUAGUGGAGCAAGCACAAGAAGGGUUGAGAGUGGAUAAAGGUUUCAAAAGGCAAGCUUACGUAGCAGCUGCUAAAGCUGUUAACGAACGCUUUAACACUUCAUUUGAUCCUUGUAACGUGGAAAACCAUAUGAGGACGUUGAGGACUAGAUAUAACGAGAUAAAGAAAUGUAGGGAUUUAAGUGGCACAGGCUGGAAUGAGGAACAAAAAGUGAUUACUUUAGACGGUCCAGCCUACCAUAGUUAUGUACAGGCACAUCCAAGGGCCUUAGAGUUCCUAAACAGGCCCAUCAAGCAUUAUGAUGCUCUGUACAUCAUAUGCUGUGAUUACCAUCCUAAGACAAAUGACAAUCAAGUCGAAGAGGGGUUAAAUGAAAUCGUUCCCUUUGAAUCUCAAGGCGGUGUGUUUAUGGAGGAGGGUGAUAAAGAUCAGGCAGAAUCAAACCAAGGUGAAGGGUCUGAGCUGCCAGUGAAUGAUGGUCCCUCAUCUUCAUCUUCAAAGGGUGGUGCCAAAAGAGCCCGCAUUAGUGAUGAUUAUUACUUGAGUCAACUUGUUACUAUCGUGGGUGCACUUGCAGAAGCCAUAAAGAAAAGCACGGUUCAUUGGAGUCAAAACUUAUAUGAGAAGAUUGAAGAGAUCGAAGGUUACAACGACAAGGUUAUUGAGUCGGCCUUUGACUAUCUCUACGAAGAUGAGAAGAGAGCUAGAUUAUUUAUGGCAAAGAAUUGCAAUAUGCGUCGUGCGUGGCUUGAGCGGUUUGUAGCAGAACGAUCUCUGUAACUAUGGGCACUCCCAUGAUGCAAUUUUUUGGAAUGUUUUGUGGGCGGAACUAUGCCAUGUAGGAAGCUUUGGGACAAAAGAGGACAAAAGAAAUACUAUGAUGCGGUUUUGUUUUGUAGGCACUCGACUAUGAUGCGAUUUUGUUACGUAGGGACUGGUAGAUACCUUUUAAGAUUUCCCUUCAUUGGAACUUUCAUUUGUUUCCAAGUUGUCCUUUUUGUAAAUAACUAAUUUAAUCCCUCUCUUUUUUAAUUUCAGAUUGUAGUUAGCCUGCUGAGUGUGGGAAUAUUAUCAGCCUGAUUCUAUAUGAUUUGUGAGUUAAAUCUGAUU